UAGGGAGUGACGGCUUGUCGUCGCAUGUGAUUAGUGGGUGUGUGUUGUCUUCCUCAUUCAGUGCGACGUUUUAUUAAAGUUGUAAGAUGGCGACGGUGCAUCUGAGGAUCGGGGACCUAGUGUGGGGGAAGCUCGGGCGCUACCCACCAUGGCCAGGAAAGGUAGUAAGCCCUCCAAAGGACCUGAAAAAGCCCAGGGGUAAAAAAUGCCAUUUUGUGAAAUUCUUUGGAACUGAAGACCAUGCCUGGAUUAAAGUAGAACAGCUGAAGCCCUAUCACGCCCACAAAGAGGAGAUGAUCAAGAUAAAUAAAGGAAAGCGCUUCCAGCAGGCAGUUGAUGCAGUGGAAGACUUCCUAAAGAAAGCAAAGGGAAAAGAACAGAACCCAGAGGGUAAAGGAGAUUCAAAGGGAAAGAAGACACCUAACAAGCCACUGAAAAUACUGGAGGAGGAUGAUGAGGAUCUUAGUGCACUGAAAGACCCUUCUGAGAAGGACUUGACUGACUCUGACCCCGAGCCAUCCACUAUUGAGAGGCUGGGGGCUGGACCUGGCUCAGGAUUCAAUUGGGAAAGCAGUCCUGUAAAGGACGACCCACAUUUCCAUCACUUCCUUCUGAGCCAGUCUGAGAAGCCAGCCUCAUCAAUGGAACCCAUCAGCAAACGCCUGAAGAUCAUUGAAGAGGACACAGGGUCAACAUCUAUCCAAGCAGCCGACAGCACAGCCAUCAAUGGCAGCAUCACACCCACAGAUAAAAGGAUAGGUUUCCUGGGGCUGGGGCUGAUGGGCAGUGGUAUUGUGUCUAACCUGCUGAAAAUGGGUCACCUGGUCACCGUGUGGAAUCGCACAGCAGAAAAGUGUGACCUAUUCAUUCAGGAGGGCGCCAGGUUAGGUCGGACUCCUGCAGAGGUGGCUUCCACGUGUGACAUCACCUUUUCCUGCGUCUCAGACCCAAAGGCCGCCCGGGAUUUGGUGCUCGGGCCCAGUGGGGUGCUGCAGGGAAUCAGGCCAGGGAAAUGCUAUGUGGAGAUGUCCACUGUUGACCCAGAGACCAUCACAGAACUCUCACAGGUGAUCACGUUGCGGGGCGGCCGUUUCCUGGAGGCUCCAGUGGCAGGAAGCCAGCAGCUCUCCAAUGAUGGGAUGCUGGUCAUCGUGGCAGCUGGUGACAGGACAGUCUAUGAGGACUGCAGCAGCUGCUUCCAGGCCAUGGGCAAGACCUCCUUCUUCCUAGGUGAAGCAGGGAAUGCAGCAAGGAUGAUGCUGAUCCUCAACAUGGUGCAGGGUAGCUUCAUGGCCACCAUUGCAGAGGGGCUUACUCUGGCCCAGGCCACUGGCCAAUCACAGCAGACCUUCCUGGACAUCCUGUGCCAGGGCCAGAUGGCGAGCACCUUUGUGGACCAGAAAUGCCAAAAUAUUUUACAGGGCAACUUUAAACCAGACUACUAUUUGAAACAUAUUCAGAAGGAUCUGAGGCUGGCCAUCUCCAUGGGCGACAUGGCCAACCAUCCAACCCCAAUGGCUGCGGCUGCCAAUGAGGUUUACAAGAGGGCUAAGGCACUGGACCAGUCAGACAAUGAUAUUUCUGCAGUCUACCGAGCCUACAUUCACUAGAGUGGGGUGUGACCUAUCCCCUGGACCAGUCUUUAAUCCCUUCUUAUUUCUCCAUUAUUUGCUGCGUUUUAUUUACAAUUCGAGUUGUUUUAUUUCAUUUAGCCCCAAUGGCAGCCAUGUUACUUGCCCACGAGUCAUUGCUUGUAAUUAAUUUUUUAGAGGAAGCCUUGAGCGUGGUACUGCCUGUACUGGGGGAAUAUACCCUGUUAUGGUGUGUUCAGAACAAUCACAGUCGAUAUUUGCCAAAUGCGAGUUUGGCCCCUUAACUGUUUGUGGAGUGACUGGAGAAGGUAGAGAAGGGUUGUGCUGACUUUGUUUGUAGUAAAGAAAAAUGAUGGCUGUAUUCACAUUAGUACUUUCAGAUUCAACCUGGUCCUCCUACUCUUACUGUUUCUAUAAAGUGCAGAUUUAUAAUAGAACUCACUGUCCACAGACGACGACAAUAAGUUUGUCCAUUUCUUUUGCUCAAAUUGAACGUUCAUGUGAACCGGCACAAAUUUGCCUCACUGCUUUGAUUUAGUAGGAAAUCACAGCAUGGUGAAACUAUUUUGAUCUGAACACACCAUGAGAUUGCGGGAGCAGUUUGUCUGGUUUCUGACAACUCAAAAAAAGGAAAGGGGUGGAAGUAACACAGGGUGUUUGGGAGGUGGUCGGGGCAUUGCUACUGUGAAGAGCAGCGUGUCAGACUGAGUCCAGAGAAAAUGCUGUCGGGUAUAGUGGAUACAGAAACCCUAAAGAUUUUUGUUACUGUGCAAAUGAAGAGUUUAUUUAAUUGAGUGUAAUAUUUGCUUUUCUUUUUAAUCGUCCAGAAUUCCAUGAGAGAAAAACACCAAGAACAUGCCACUGCAUUGCCUUAAUAUUGUAACCCCUCAAGUCUUUCAAUGAUAGAUGUAUUUAUUUGUGCUUUUUUCCAGGUCUUCUUGGUGCAGUAUCUUCAUGGCUUGUUUCUGUGUUUGAUCACAUGAUAUAUGCUUUUAUGUUGGUGUUAUUGAUUACUCUUUCUUGAAGCGGUAAAGGACAACAACAGAUGUGUGGAGGCCUUAAAAUGCAGUAAUAAUUGAAAUGACUCAAGACUUGAGGUUCCCACAUAACCCCUUCAAUGUUUUGCUUGGAAGAGUUCUCAGUUCUACAGUUUUUUUCUUUAUUUUUUAAUAUAUUAACCUGUAACGAGAUGAAUCCACUUCUUGAGUUGCAUUUUAACUGAAGUUCAUGAUUUAAGCCCAAGUGUCAUGUUGUUGUUUCUGCUAAGUUAUAAGUAUAAAUGGCUAAAUUCUGAAGGCCAAGAUUAGAGCAUCAAGGGGCAAAAAUCUCAGAUUAAAAGACAAACUAAUGAAACAGUUUAAUGUGGUUCAGUGGUGGGAAUGUUUCAAUAGUCUUAAAGACUGGCACUGGAAUAAAUAAAACAUCCUCAGUUUA
Pleuronectes platessa (European plaice) is the source of this 3026-nucleotide messenger RNA. It is a transcript of the gene glyr1, whose product is annotated as glyoxylate reductase 1 homolog (Arabidopsis). Bases 87 to 1610 code for a protein of 507 amino acids. The record is from RefSeq and is a predicted model, not a curated record. Gene Ontology annotation, molecular function: NADP binding; oxidoreductase activity, acting on the CH-OH group of donors, NAD or NADP as acceptor; NAD binding. NCBI's taxonomy places the organism in Eukaryota, Metazoa, Chordata, Actinopteri, Pleuronectiformes, Pleuronectidae. The transcript is spliced from 16 exons.